AAAUGCGCACUUUAUAAAAAUUUUGUUGUGUAAUUAUAAAGUACAUAAUUACAAGCUCAUGUGACAUUCUUUCGGCUAUUUUCCCAAAUAUUUGUCUGAACAACAGUCUCUAAACUUCAUCACGACAAAAAUGACAAAAGUAGCGUGUUUUUUAAUCCUGGUCGCUCUAGUUUUUGGCCAGAUUAAAAGCGAGAGUGCGGUGUUUCGUUUUGCAAAUGUGUUUGGUAGCCAUAUGGUGUUGCAGCAAGCACCAAAGCGCGCAAGUAUCUGGGGCUAUGGCGAAGUCGGCCAAGAAGUGGUAGUUAUAUUUUCCGGGGAUAUGUAUCGUUCGUUUAUUAUUGAAAAAACUGAGGGUAAUGAUAAUGUAGUAGAUGUUUUAUAGUUUUUGCAAAAACUUAAUAUCAAAGUAAUAUUAAAUGUAGUACUAAUUUGGUGGCACAUUGCAGCUCAUAAAUAUCUUGUAUUUUUAUAGGUAAACAAAGUGUAGGAAUAUGGACUGUCAUGCUCAUACCAACCAUGUUUGGUGGUCCCUAUUGUAUCGAAGCACAUUCAAUGGUUAACGGCACAAUGACGACCAUCACUUUGGACGAUGUCAUGUUUGGUGAUGUUUGGAUUUGUAGUGGACAGAGCAACAUGGAGUUUACUGUUGUUAUGGUAUAUUAAUUAAACUAAACAAACCUUAUUUAUACUUCCCCCCAAGAGGUCCAGUAAAUGUCAUCGUAUUCUUGGAUCUGACUUAAUGUCAUCAAUUUUCCGAAUAGAAAUUUUCAUGCUCUGAAAAUUUAUAUAGUCUAUACCCAAAUAUCAGGAUGAAAAAUUGAUGAUGUUAAGUUUGAACAUUGAAUUGAUCAAGUGUUGCUACCAGGAUGAAACCUAAACUAAACUUAUGCUAGAUAGCUCCCCAGAAGGCUAUCAGGCAAACUUUGGCUGUAGAGAUGAAAUCGCACCAUAAACAAUUUCUGAGUUAAUUUCAAAUACAUGUAUGAGAUUUAAUAUAAUUUUAUCUUGUAGUCUGAUAAUGGGGCAAAAGCAAUUAACGAGUCUGCACAUUAUCGCAACAUUCGUAUAUUCACUGCGGAGCUUGAUUGUGAAACGACUCCACAAAUAGAAUUGAAAAAAGUCAGAUUGCCAUGGUCCAGGCCAUCUCCAGGUAUGUGUUGGAACAUGUUUAUAUAUAUUAGGUAUACUCCCCUGUAAUCUUGAAGUCCCCUAUCAACAGUUCCCUUCCUUUUCUCCCACCCAGAGACAGUAGGUGGUGCUGCCUGGCGAUAUUUCUCAGCAGUGUGUUGGUACUAUGGUAUACAGUUGUACGAGGAGUUGAGGUACCCAAUUGGUUUGGUCGCCACAACAUGGGGUGGUACUCCAGUGGAAGCAUGGUCGUCACCUGAUGCUUUGGCAACUUGUGGCAUCAACAAAACAGCAAAAAUUGUGGAUAACAGAAAGUAAUCAUGUAUCAUUCAUAAAUUACUUUAUUAUAUAGUAGAGUGUGAGAUACUGAAAAAUACACAGCGAGAUAUUUUCCAUAUCUUCACUAGUGAAGAUCAAUAUCAAUCACAUGACUUUUCCAAUUUGCUUUUGAGUGUGAAAUUUCACAAUUUUUUGCUUGGGACUGUAUAAUAUUACAGAACAUUACUGUACACCCAUUAAUUAGUUCCAACUUCCACCCGAGAAAUCACAAGUUAGAAAAAGAAAAAUUCCGCUCGAUCCGCAUGCAAAACUCCGCCUAGUGGAAAACUGGCUUUACAGUAAGUUGUUAUGCUGAGAUUGCUGACAGACAAACACAUUGACAGACACACACAAACACAGUUACACAGACACACACAACUACAAAUACAAACACACACAAACACACACACAGAUGAAAACAUAACCUACUGGCGGGAGUAAUUAUAGUCAGACAACUGUGUAUUGUUAACCUGGAACCGAACUGCAAUCUCAUUUAUGGCACAUCAAACUAACCAUGCACGAGAGCCUGUUCGCAGGCUAAACCAUGCGCGUGUGUCACCGACAUCCCAAUAUCGCAAGCCCUGAGCAUUUGAAGACAAAAUUCAAAAAGAGAAAAGGCAGGUUGGCAAAUUUUUGAGAGAUGGAAAACAAAACCGGAACAGUAAAAAAACAGAGGAAAAGACAAAUGGGCAAACCAGUUAACAAAGAAACAAAACGCACAACAAUAAUUUUGAAUUUAAUUCCCAGGUUUGAAACAAAAGAUCUGCACUUAAACGGACCACGUAAUCUGAGCUGUCUUUGGAAUGCAAUGAUCGUUCCUUUCCUCAAUAUGACCAUAUAUGGCUCAAUCUGGUACCAGGGAGAGGCAAAUGCUCAAGAACCAUUGUAUCCAUAUAACUGUACAUUCCCUGCUAUGAUUGACGAUUGGAGAGCAAAGUGGUAUCUCUCAACACAGCAUAAUACUGAUCCGAUGUUUCCCUUUGGUUUUGUUCAGGUGGGUAUUUACUGUAGUCUGUAGAAGACGUCCGGAAAAUAAAUGAGUUUCGUUAGGAACCAUAUUGCGCAGCAGAUGGUGGCGUCUUCCUUCAACGAAUUGAUCUGCGAAGAGUUAUUUCUCAUUCGACACACACACACGUUAUCAGACCUGGAAAAAGUGUUCAAUGUUCAUCGGAUCCUGAAUUUGCCUUUUUCAAAUGUUCCUCAAUUAUAUUGGUUGUAAGAUUGCUGAGGAAACAAACCAAUCUUCAAAUUCUAUUGACAGGAUAUGAAGAACACUUCGCAAUCUCAAAAUCGACUCAAAUGGCAGAUAACUAUUAAAUAUGAUGUUUGCGAUGUUACUCUGAGUGUAUAUCCACACUGGACAUGCUUGAAAAAUAUGAUUCUCAACUAUAAAUUCUCCCUUAAGGCUAAAACUCAGUUAAAGUACGCGUGAAAAAUUCAAAAUGUUCCUCAAUCUUGUUGCCAAGGCAAAUGUUCCUCAGGAUCCAGGAUCCCGAGAUCCCACUUUUUUCCAGGUCUGCAGGUUAUUUGGAGGAAAGUUAAUUUUCGUGCUCCCAUAAGUAUCGACAGUUUUGUAGUUGACCUCCAUAGGUCCAUAUGCUGCCCAUGCAGUGUAACGCUUACCGUUGAGUUGUGGUAGAUUCAUCUACUGGAGUUACGGCAAUAUUACGAUCUGGUUUUCAGCCAAAUACCACGACAAAAUUUUGUUUCUGCGGAAAAUUUUCCUGAGUGGAAAUGGGUCCACGUAUUUAUUGAGUCAAUGUAAUAAAAAUGCCAUUUCAAACUUUCAGCUUUCAGCAGUCGGCGACAGCGCUAAAAGCCAUCCCAAUUUCCCCCCUCUCCGCUGGGACCAGACAGCGCAAUAUGGCUAUGUCCCCAAUGAUAGACAGAAGAGAGUCUUUAUGGCAGUCGCAAUGGAUCUUGGGAACCUCAAGUCACCCUAUGGUAGCAUACAUCCAACUGAUAAAACAGAUGUGGGAAAUCGUCUGGCAUUAGCUGGACUAGCUAUAGGGUAUGGUAGAGAGACAUAUUACACUGGACCACUGGUAUCUACCAUCAAGAAACAGACACAACCACCAAGCAUGGCUCUCCAAGUCACCUUUAAGUCUUUAAAUGGGGAAAUUGAAGUGAGAAGUGAUGCUGGGUUUGAGGUAUUUUUCAAUCUUUUGUAGAUUCUGAAUUCGUAUUUAUUAAAUUUAGUAUAGAAAUUAUCACAGGACACAGAAUAACAAUUAUACUAGGCAGAGUAACAAUAGGACACGAAGUCCCUUAGAAGGUUGAGUUGUAGCAUAGUUAAUAUAAUUAUAUUAACUAUGGUUGUAGUCAAGGUUGUAGUCUGACUACAAAAUACUUUCACCAGUUUCGUCCUGUAUUGGUGUCGACAAUAACCCUUACUGAACCUCCAGUUACAUGCUAGAACUGCUAGAGGUAUCCAGUAUAAAUGCAGUUAGUUUAGUUUAGGUUUCCUCCUGUGAUAACACCAAGCCAAGAUUCGAAGGGUGGCCCUUACUGGACCUCUAGGUAGAACAGUUUAAAACUAAUAGAGCUGUCCAGUAUAAAUUUAGCUAGUUUAGUUGUCAAUGCCUUUGGCUGAUUCGAAAACUAGCCGCCACAAUUUUGCAUUAUUUUAUAUUUUAUGCAUUACCUGGCUAAUAUAAUUUCUUCAACUGGGACUUCUAUUUAAUUAAGCCCUUUGAAAUGUACACAAGCACCAAAACGAGGCUAGUCGGUAUUUUUAACAUUUAAUUUCUCAAAGAGAAUAUGGUAUCAUAUUUAGACUUUGUAAAACUGUUAGUCUUGAAGUAAUCUAUAAGGCGGCAAUGAUUAUCUUGCUUGAAAUUAAUUUUCGGACGAAAAAAGAUUGACAACUAUUGUUCGAUCUUAACCAAUCACAGACGUGUUACCAUUAACCAAUUAAAUGCUACUAUUCGUGAUUUUCAGGUUAUAUAAAUCACCUAAUUGCUGUUCAAAUUUCCAGGUUCAUUGUGAAAAUAGUACUAGUUGGGUGGAUGCACCAAUUGUCGACCAUGGUCCAGUGUCUGUGAUUAUUAUGCCGAGAUCAACAGAUUGUGUUGCUGAUAAAGUCAGGUACGCGUGGAGUGACUACCCCUGCCCCAAGCUGAAGUGUGCUAUCUAUAGUGGGGGUUUACCAUCCCCACCGUUCAUAAUGGAUGGUCCUUUUGAGGCGGCACAGAGCUCACGGCUUGAAAAAUUACUUGAACUGUACGUUUGAGAAUUCGGACUGAUUCAAAAUUUCAACUUUCUAUAUAAUCUCCAGAUAUCAAACAUUUUCAUAACUGCAUAAAUUUAUAAUACUUUUGAGUUUUGUUUGUGGAAACACCAUGAUUUUAUCGCCAUGCAAACCUACAAAGAACUUCUCAUCAAUUUCAUUUCUACAGACUUUAUAUCUGAUUCAAUUUUUUAUUCGCAAAAUUAUUAAUUCAAUUAGGAAUUUUAUAGGAAAUAAGUUAAUGACAAGAGUUAAAUUAAGGUGGUUUAAAUCGUCAAAGACGGACGUGAAUUUUGGUACAUUAGCAGAGAAUUGUGGACAUAAAAUGUAAUAUAAUGUGUUUUUAAUAAAAUAAGUGAAUUUUCAAAAAUAUUUAUAAGAUUGAGUGAUUGACAGAAUAGUUUAAUUAAAAAGUUUGUUUUGGAAUCAAUAUAGUAUACUACAUUAAUAUCUGUUGAACACGAGGAACAAGGAAGAUAUUUCAAGGCGCGGUUAUCUACUUACGGGAAAAAGUUCAAUUGAACAGAAAAAUGGCAAUGUUGUUAUCUUGGCGUUCUACUCAAGUGAAUACUAUAGUUUAUGGCGGCCGUUAAUGUCACUUUUUAAACCUUUUGUCUUACGAGUGGUUGAUUAAAGUAAGCUUUCAUCAAAAUCAAUAGACUCUUCCAGAAUUUGCUUGAUAGCCAGGUGAUCUCGUGUUUGUAUUUUAGCCAAUCAGCGCUCAGAAAGGGUUGUCCGAAUAGAAAUCCCUUUUGAUGUAUUCAGUCAAUUAUAUCUUUCGUUAUUCUUUAUGAAACUAGUUGAAAUUUUGUAAUUAUGUUUGGUUAUGAGAACUACAGCUCUGACAAAAAUUUGGAAUCGAAGUAAAGUAUAUUACAGGAGAUAUUCAGUUGUUUUAAUCAUAAAAUGGAUUUCUAUUUGACAACUAGUGCCAGUACUUUUCCGCGUAUCAAGAUCACCUGGAGUGUGGGUCAUAUUUUGACCUCGGCUCCAGCUCUUUCUGGCUUGCGCGUGUGGAAGUGUUUAUGGACCGAAAUAGAAAAUCACCGCUGUAGUUAUCGAAAGAUAGAUUGCUUACUGCAAACAAAAUGGAUAUAACCGUAUCAUCGGUUAUAUCCUCAUGUCUCGCGCACAAUAGGACUUACCCUGGUUGCCAGAGGUUCUGUAUCUUAUACAGAACCUCUGGCAACCAGGGUAAAUAGGACUAGGCUUGUGAUUAUUAUUACAUGGGUUAUUAUCAAACAGAAAUACAUUCCAAUGCGAAACUUGAGUGAAUAUACAGUGGCGAAGCUGGCCAUGGCAACUGGUCAUGCUAGCUAAUAAACCUACAUCUACAUAUAGGUUAAAGACAAUACAUUUCUAAAGGUUUCAAUAAUGCAUUUACUGAUUGAAUAAUGCAAAUACUGAUUAAACAUUUGCAUAACAUGACCUGUCUCUAUGGGUAGCUUCGCCUCUGUGAAUAGUAAAGUUGCUGUGCUGAGUGGUUAUAUCACUACCUGAAAAAAACAAGCAGAAACUCUACGUUUCGAGCGAAGGCCCUUCGUCAAGAGUUAGUCAGCUUGACAAAGGGCCUUCGCUCGAAACGUCGAGUUUCUGCUUGUUUUUUUUUUACAGGUAGUAAUAUGACCACUUUGGUACUACCCACACUGGUACAGACAGUUUCUGUGAAUAGUACCCUGUUAUGUCACCCAUUAACUUUUAUUCCAGUUUUAAUCAGGCCGUACAGGUAAAUUUCGAUUGUGAUCGCGAAGCCGUUAGCAUUGCCACAAUGUUCAACACUGUAUUUUCAAGUACGCAUUCAGCCGUUCAUUACACAUUAGCACCACUAAAUUAGUUAAUUUUAGUCCUCGGCACCGUCCAGCAAUGAUUCACUAAUUGACAAGUCCCAGUAAUGUUCAACGCCGUAUGUUUUAAGAUACUCUCUUGCGGCAGCCUCGUUUGUACAUGUUUUUAAUUUAAAGUCUGUAAAUCUUCGCUGUUUUUCCGUGCCCUAAAAUAAAAGCAGAAUGGAUUUAUCACUGCUGCCUGGCUGACCA
Molecule: messenger RNA, 6711 nt
Organism: Paramuricea clavata
Lineage: Eukaryota; Metazoa; Cnidaria; Anthozoa; Malacalcyonacea; Plexauridae
Source: the annotation of a GenBank genome assembly